Messenger RNA from Macrosiphum euphorbiae (potato aphid), 762 nucleotides. Lineage: Eukaryota; Metazoa; Arthropoda; Insecta; Hemiptera; Aphididae. The record is from the annotation of a GenBank genome assembly.
AUGACCAGCUGUUUCGUCUUGUCUAUGUUUUGGGCUUCCGACAGAAUACUGGAAAUUCCCUCUUUAAUGGGCUUGUUUGUACAAGGGAAGUUGAGGGUCUCGUACAGAGACAAGGGCGAUGUCUUGCUCGAAGAUAAUUUGGAAUCGAAAAAUCCACAUCAGCUGUUUUCUAUAUGGUUCAAAAAAGCGUCGGAACGCGAUGACGUGAGACAGCCCAACGCUGCUUGUUUGGCCACGGCUACUAAGUCUGGUAUUCCGUCGGCUAGAUUUGUUUUACUUAAAGCUUUCGGCGAAUCGGGUUACACGUUUUUUACAAACUCAGAGAGCCGCAAGGGCCGAGAAAUCGAAGAAAACCCGGUAGCAGCCAUGACGAUAUAUUGGGACGCGUUAGACCGAUCAGUACGAAUUGAAGGAGCUGUGGAGAAAAUCGAUGAAACUGAGUCCACUGAAUAUUUCGAUACGCGACCGAAAAGCAGCCAAAUCGGUGCUCAUGUGAGUCGGCAGAGCACAGUAAUUAGCAGCAGAGAAGCACUUUCCAAACAAAAUGAAAAGCUCGAAGUUGAGUUCGCCGAAAAACAAGUGCCCAGACCGUCUUAUUGGAACGGCUACAAAAUAAUUCCCAAAACGAUGGAGUUUUGGCAAGGGCAGAGUGACAGGCUGCACGAUCGCAUCGUCUUCGAAAGGGCCGAGAACGCGGCCGAAAAGCAAAUCGCCAGUCACGCCGGUGAAAACGGUUGGGUAUUUUACCGUCUCUCGCCGUAA